CAUAAAAAAGCCAAGUAGGCGACCGGGCAACAAGUGAGUCAGAUCCGAGGAGGGACGCGGGGAGUCCGGGAAGCCUGGGACCCACUCAGUGCUAGCCGAGACAUGUUCCGAGAUUUCGGGGAAGCUGGGCCCAGCUCCGGGGGCGGUCCGUACGGCGCCCCUCAGCAGCCGUCUACCCCUGCGGGCCAGCAGAAGUUCCACUUCGUGCCCACCCUGAACACGGUCAGCGGCAGCCACGAGUUCCAGUGGAUGACCCAGCCCCGCUACCUGGGCCCCGGGGCCCAUUACUCCAGGGCCCUCCCCUACCAGCCCUAUGGCCUCCAGGCCCGCCCUGGAGUCAUCCGGGCUGUGGGGCCGCCGCCUGGGGUCCGGAGAAGGCACAACGAACAGAUAAGUCCUGAGGAGGAGGAGAGGAGGAGGGUCAGGCGGGAGAGAAACAAGUUGGCAGCUGCCAAGUGCCGGAACAGGAGGAAGGAGCUGACCGACUUCCUGCAAGCGGAGACGGAUAAACUGGAAGGAGAGAAAUCGGAGCUACAGAAAGAGAUCGAGGACCUGCAGAAGCAGAAGGAGAGGCUGGAGCUGGUUCUGGAGGCUCACCGCCCCGUGUGCAAGAUCCCCGGCGAGGCAGAGGCAGAGGCGGAGGCAGCAGAGGCAACCUCGAGCAGCGGGCCUGCUCCCCCCCGCCGCAGCCGGCCCCAGAUCUCCCUGUCCCCUGGUCCCGUGCUGGAGCCCGAGGCCCUGCACACCCCCACCCUCAUGACCACCCCCUCCCUGACCCCCUUUACUCCCAGCCUGGUCUUCACCUACCCAGGGACCCCAGAGCCCUGCGCCUCCGCGCACCGUCGCAGCAGCAGCAGCAGCGGGGACCCCGGCUCCGAUCCCCUGGGCUCCCCCACGCUCUUGGCCCUCUGAGAGGUCACCACCUUCCCUCCCGUUCCCUUCUCGUUUGGCCCCGUCUCCAAUCGGGACGUCUCGUCUGGGCAUCCCUCGUCUUAGCAUGUCCUGAGCACCUCGGGGACCACGAAGCCCCCUCCAGGGGGCUCAGACUGAGACUGAUGCCAUUUAAGGCAAGGAACACUUAACUGCCUACUGUGCGCCCGAGCUCCCGCUGUAGGCAGGAGCACUUGGGGCUGCUGCCCUCCCCUGACACACAGCUGAGACUUUCAGGGCUGAGCCGGCCUCCGGGGCUUAUUGCUAAUCUUCCUACAAGGCCCUAACCCCCUUCUGAGCUCUCCCUGCCUCCUGACCCUGGGCUCCUUCCCCUGCAGCUCCAGGACACUAAACACUACAACACUGAACAGCCAAUCCCUUCCCAGCAGCACCGGAGAUGGAGCACAUCCCCUCCCCUGCCCCUGGCUCUGGGGCCCUUCUCCUCCCCGGGCAGGGCCCACCCCCGGCAGGAGCCUCCUUGAUGGGCUGGAGUGGCCCCGGCCCUCAGAGCUCAGAGAGGCUCCCCCCAAACUCCCCACGAAACCUGCUCCUUUUCCUGAGGCUGCUAUUUAUUUUCCUAAAGAGACUAUUUUUGUACAAAUGGCCAAAUGGAAUAAAAAGACUGAAGUUGG
Messenger RNA from Sarcophilus harrisii (Tasmanian devil), 1562 nucleotides. RefSeq names its product FOS like 1, AP-1 transcription factor subunit (gene FOSL1). The transcript has 4 exons. The record is from RefSeq and is a predicted model, not a curated record. Gene Ontology annotation, biological process: regulation of transcription by RNA polymerase II. Gene Ontology annotation, cellular component: nucleus. Gene Ontology annotation, molecular function: RNA polymerase II cis-regulatory region sequence-specific DNA binding; DNA-binding transcription factor activity, RNA polymerase II-specific. Bases 103 to 912 code for a protein of 269 amino acids. Lineage: Eukaryota; Metazoa; Chordata; Mammalia; Dasyuromorphia; Dasyuridae.